Lachancea mirantina is the source of this 984-nucleotide messenger RNA. Lineage: Eukaryota; Fungi; Ascomycota; Saccharomycetes; Saccharomycetales; Saccharomycetaceae. The record is from the annotation of a GenBank genome assembly.
AUGGCGUCCUCCGUAUCUGGUCCACUGCCUCUUCCAGAAUCGCGUUUCGAUCUCUCCACGUACUGGGGCCGAGUUCGUCACUGUACUGAGAUCGCAGACCCAUUCAUGCUUCUUACAACGAAAAAAGACCUGAAACAGGCCAAAGAUAUCAUUGCUGCAUACCGUCAUGGUGAACUACAACAUACAACACCCGAGUUCUGGCUUGCCAAGAAACAACUCGAUUCGACGGUUCACCCAGAUACCGGAGAAACCGUGCUUCUACCAUUCCGCAUGUCCUGUUGCGUUCUUUCAAACCUGGUUGUUACCGCCGGUAUGUUGACACCGGGUCUUGGAACUGUGGGAACCAUGUUCUGGCAAUGGGCAAAUCAGUCGCUAAAUGUUGCAAUCAACUCUGCCAACUCUAAUAAAUCGCAUCCAAUGUCUACGCAACAACUCAUUGCCAACUACAGUAUGGCUGUCACUGCGUCCUGUGGUGUUGCUGUUGGCCUCAAUAAGCUUGUUCCACGCUUGAAAAACGUUUCUGCCGGUACAAAACUCGUGCUUGGCCGCCUAGUGCCUUUCGCGGCAGUGGUCAGCGCCGGUAUCAUCAACGUUUUUUUGAUGAGAGGGGACGAAAUCCGUAAAGGUAUUUCAGUGUUCGAUGAAGAGGGCAACGAGGUUGGUAAGUCUAAGAAGGCAGCGUUUUUGGCGGUAGGAGAGACCGCUUUGAGUAGAGUCAUCAAUGCCACUCCCAUCAUGGUCAUUCCACCUUUGCUCCUAGUGAGACUCCAAAGAGGUAUUCUGAAGGGUAAAAAUCUUGGGCUGCAAACUGCUGCCAACCUAGGACUAAUCAUUGGUACUUCUUUCGCAGUCUUGCCCUUUGCAUUAGCUGUUUUCCCCCAGUACCAGUGCAUACACCUCAGCAAGCUGGAAAAAGAGCUAGCGGACAAAAAGGACAAAAAUGGGAAAAUUAUAGACAAAGUUUACUUCAACAGGGGUAUGUAA